AUGUGUGAGAGUUUUUUUUUUUAAACAGAUCAGAUCGUCCAUCUUUCGCAAGUCUAGGGGAAUAAAUCCACCAACACCCCCACAAAGCACGUUGUUUCUCCACCCUUUUUCCACGUAACGCCUGUGACACGUUGGUACGUUAAUAAAAGCGUUACUGGUCCACCGUAAUUUCCAUAUCAAUCCAAGCCCCCAAACUCCAUCUCCACACGCCAAAUCUCCAUCCUACAGUAGCCGUUAUUCCCUAUAAAUACCAACCACCAAUCAACCCUUCUCUUCUCAACCCAAACCGACUUACAAUGAAGAUCGAGAUCCAGUGCUUUUACUUCCUUACCCUUCUCAUCCUUCCGAUUUACGCUGCCACAGCCCUGGGUGGCAAAAGUGGCGGUGGUGGUGGGGUUCUCGUGGGUGGGUGGCAGCCGAUAAAGAACGUAACAGAGCCGCAUGUGACGGAGAUCGGAGAGUUCGCGGUGGAGGAGUACAAUAAGGAGUCCAAGUCUCAGUUGACGUUCUUGAGCGUGGUGAAAGGCGAGACCCAGGUGGUGGCUGGAACCAAUUAUCGGCUCAUCGUGGCGACUAAGGAUGGUGGCCUCACCAAAAACUACCAAGCUGUUGUGUGGGAGAAGACUUGGGAGCAUUUUAGGAACCUUACUUCGUUUACGCCUGUUAAUGAUUGAUUUUAUUGAAUGAAUUUGUAAGUGGAUGGAUGGAUUUUGAGUGUUGAAAUGUAUUAAUGUACCAAAUUUGUUUUGGAUAAUAAAUUUUACUAUCCUCUUCCCACUAAACAAGACAA
Quercus robur (English oak) is the source of this 790-nucleotide messenger RNA. Its product is annotated as cysteine proteinase inhibitor 5-like. Gene Ontology annotation, molecular function: cysteine-type endopeptidase inhibitor activity. The record is from RefSeq and is a predicted model, not a curated record. Bases 297 to 674 code for a protein of 125 amino acids. NCBI's taxonomy places the organism in Eukaryota, Viridiplantae, Streptophyta, Magnoliopsida, Fagales, Fagaceae. The transcript has a single exon.